This is a messenger RNA of Thrips palmi, 6746 nucleotides long. It is a transcript of the gene rempA, whose product is annotated as intraflagellar transport protein 140 homolog. Lineage: Eukaryota; Metazoa; Arthropoda; Insecta; Thysanoptera; Thripidae. Gene Ontology annotation, biological process: intraciliary retrograde transport. The record is from RefSeq and is a predicted model, not a curated record. The coding region runs from base 359 to 4819 and encodes 1486 amino acids. Gene Ontology annotation, molecular function: protein binding. Gene Ontology annotation, cellular component: axoneme; ciliary basal body; intraciliary transport particle A. The transcript has 25 exons.
CCUGUGCGUCGUCUGCUCUGGUUUUGUUUGACAACCAAGAACCAGAAAACAGAGUGGGGAAGGAAAUUUUUGCAAAAGAUAUAGCCUUUUUAUUGGUUUGACAAACUUUUUUAGUAUUCUUCCGAGUAGUGUUUUUUGCUACAGUCCCGAAGUGGUGCCGGAGAUACCCGAAGCCAGCCCGAAGCUCCCCGCCGCUGUUCGCCGCUUUGAAAAUAAACAAACGCCGCCCGAAGCAGCAUUCUUUGACAACAAAUCAAAGAGAUUGGGAAAUUUUCAGAAUUAACAUACCUAGCUGCCCUGUCUUCUUCGAAACCUCUCAUGUUUUGGUGUCCUUUUACUUUUUCUAGAGGAAGCAACGAUGACUCUUUACUUGGAUUACCGCGUGCAGUCCCCAGAUCCGUCCGCCAUAAAUGUCAGCAUCGAAUGGCACCUGCAGCACCAUUUGCUAGCUGUCACAUCUUGCAGUGAGGAAAGGGGUGGAUUUGUCACUGUUUAUGAUGAACUAGGAGAACCUUUAAGGAACAUACGCUUCCCACAACAUCCAGCUUCACAAAUAACUUCAUCGGCAUGGCAUCCUGAUCGUAAAGUCCUGGUGUGUGGCUGGGAAAAUGGUGAUUUACAGUUGUGGAAUGGUGGCACAGACUUUAUAACUGUUUCAUCACCUCACCGAGGUAUUGCUAUCACAAUUCUUCUGUGGAGCCAUCGUGGAGGGAGACUUGUUAGUGCUGAUGCGAAUGGUGGCCUGGUUGGUUGGAGACUUGAUGGUCAUGACCAAUUACAACUUGUAUUCCAACAAACACUUCGAGAACCUCUUACUCAUAUUGUUUUCAAGCAACGUGAACCGAAGGCCCCACAAAUGGACAUUUCAGGAUUAGCACGCGCUGCUGUAGCUGGAGAUGAAAAAGCCUUGGACAUGUUUAGUGCUUGGCGCCCUAGAACUGCUGGAAAUCGUUUUAGUCUUAAUUCUCAGGGGCAAGACAGCCUCUCCUUUUAUGUGGCAUCUCUCAGAGGUUUAAUAUAUUAUGUAUCAGAGUCUGGAUCAUGUUCAGAAGUGUUGAACACUGACGGCCAGAUUGUGCGUAAACUUCUGUACCUACGCCUGAAAGAUCAUCUUAUAGUUGUAACUGAGUCUCUCACCGUUACUCAGUUUCAAACUGAUUCAGAAGGGAUGCUAUCUGAACUCUCCAAGGUUAAACUCAGUGCCCAAGCUGGUGACACACAGAUUUUAUGGGCUGGUCCAAGUUGCCUUGCUAUCACUAUUGGAGACUUAUCAAUAAGGUUGUGGGAUUUGGAAUCAUCUGACAGUUAUCUUCUUGUUCCUUCUCAAGAGGAGUCACCAAAAAGCCCUACAAGACAAGCUUUUAUAUGCUUAGCUUUCUGCAGUGUGCGAGAAAUACUCUGUGCUGGCACAAACAGUGGAUACAUCUACAUGUGGAAAAAACGCCCCACUGGAUCUGACACUUCUGAAGGAGCAGAUUCUUGGGAGCCUUUACCCCCAUCUAAUGUGAGAAAUGCAGUGAAGCAGUUACAGUGGGGCCCAGGUGCUGGAGAACUUGCUGUCAACUGUAUAACAAAUGUGUACAUAUUACGAGAACAGGUUUUAGCUGCUUGCUACAAUCAGCAGGUUUCAGCUGUACAGAUAUCUGGAACUGCAUUGGUCGUGUCCAUUGGAACUAACUAUCCUCCUCUUGACCUUCAUACUGAGAUUCAAAUCAAAGGCGUAGUAGUGUCCAGUGACCACAUAGCUGCAUGGAGUGGUCGUACUGUAAUUGUGUACCAAUUGUUGCUAGGUGAAUCAGUCUCAAUCAGUGUUGAAGGAACAUUUGCUUGUAUGGUGGAAACUGCAGUACUGUUGGACAAAAGCAUUGUAAUUUUGGGCGAAGGAGAAGGAAACACAUCUGGUUCUAAUCCAAACAUCACUGUGAGAACUUUUCAGGGUACAGUGAAGCAGACACUUGCUUUGAAUGACCAAGAAGGUAAACCACUCUCCAUGGAACUUAAUGGCAAUUUUUUGACUGUCACUUCUGACAUAGGUUUCAUCAAAAUGUGGGACUUUUCCAGACGAGAAGCAAAAGUUCAUGGUCAGUCAAAGGAUAUUGCAGAGGCACUCCCUGAUUUUGGCGAAAUAAUACUAGCCCGCAGUAACUGUACUGGAAAUAAGGUGUCAUUUACCAUAGCUCAGUCAAAUCUUCUGCCAGAACCAAAACUUUAUGUGUGGGAUAUAGAAAGUGACAGCAUUUGUUACUUGAAUUUUACAAAUGGUAAACUUAGCUCUGAAGAAAUCGAAAGCAGCACCGAUCCUGCUGGAGAAACUGCAGACAAUGAUUUUUCACAGCGGCGGGGGCUUGUCGGCCGCUUUGUACUUUCUCAUUGUUGGGACCAAGAGGAACCAAAGCUUUUAGUCUGCGAGGCCAAGCGACAUCCUCAGGCUGCCAGUCAAAGUACAAAAGAGAAACCUUCUCUGUGGACUCGAAGGGCUUCUUCCAGCAUUAUGACUAUGCCUGCUUGUAACGAUACUUCAGCCACCACUAAACGCUUAGCUGCAAUCCAGGAGGCAGAAGUGGUGGUGACAACUUUACUCUCAUCUCCUGAACAUGAUGUCCUAAUCCAAGACGUGUUUCCAUUAGCUGAAUAUCAUUCAGGAUUGUUGGGACUGCAUGUUCCUUACUACAUCUUACUACGCAAGACUCAAGACUGGAAGGUGCAGGCACCAGUUGAAAGAGCUCUUCUACGGGAUUUUGAAGGGUUGGCAGACUGUGACAAAGCCACUCGUGAAGCAAUCAUAAGUUUCAGCUACCAUUUAAGCCUGGGAAAUAUGGACGAAGCUUUUAAAGUUAUAAAAUCAAUGCAAAACACUGUGGUUUGGGAAAGUCUCGCCCGUAUGUGUGUGAAGACAAAGCGAUUAGAUGUUGCUGCAGUAUGCCUUGGUCACAUGAAACACGCUAGAGGUGCUAGAGCUCUGAGACUUGCUGCAUCCGAACCUCAAUUAGAAGCACGAGUUGCUGUGCUAGCUGUUCAAUUGGGUCUACUGGAUGAAGCAGAGAGCCUGUACAGGUCAUGUGGGAGAUUUGAUCUUCUGAACCAGAUGUACCAAGCCAGUGACCAGUGGGACAAGGCCCUGGCCACUGCUGAAGAGUCUGACCGAAUCCACCUGCGAGGCACUUACCACAAUUAUGCUGGUGUGUUGGAGCAGCGAGGCGAUUCUAGUGGAGCAGCACACAUGUACCAUCGAGCAGAUACGCACAGACACCAAGUACCACGAAUGCUUCAACAGGAUCCAGCUGCUCUCCAACAGUACACUUUGAAGUCCAAGGACCCUACUCUUGUGAAAUGGUGGGCUCAGUACUUGGAAAGUACUGGGCAAAUGGACGUUGCCUUAAAGUGUUAUGAAGAAGCAGCUGACCAUCUGUCCAUGGUGAGGGUGCUUUGCUUCCAAGAGGCUUAUGACAAAGCAGCUCAGGUUGCCAGUGAUAGCUCCAACCGAGCCGCUUGUUAUCACUUAGCAAGGCAGUAUGAAGCAAUUGAUGAAAUCCAGCUAGCGGUGCAAUUUUUCACUAGAGCUCAAGCAUAUGCCAAUGCUAUUCGUAUCUGUAAGGAGCACAGUUUGGAUGAGCAGCUCUGGAACUUAUCCCUGCUGGCAUAUCCCAGAGAUCAAUUGGAAGCUGCUAGGUAUUUUGAAACAUGUGAACCACCAGCUCACGACAAGGCAGUGUUGCUCUACCAUCGUUCUGGCAUGCUCCACAAAGCCUUAGACCUUGCUUUCCGAACACAACAGUUUGAUGCGCUUCAACUUAUUGCCGUUGACUUAACUUCAUCUUCUGACCCAGCAUUAAUCCAAAAAUGUGCCAGGUUUUUUGUUGAAAACAAUCAGUUUGACAAAGCAGUGGACCUACUUGCUGUUGGUAAAAUGUACUCUGAGGCAUUGGCCCUCUGUGUAGAGCACAAUAUAACCAUGACUGAAGAGCUUGCAGAAUGUCUGUCUCCUGAAAAGGGAGAAAGAUCAGAUGAAGAAAGAACAGCUAUUUUAGAGCAACUUGCUGACUGCUGCCAAAUUCAAGGAAAUUACCACUUGGCCACAAAAAAAUUCACUCAAGCUGGAAACAAAGUAAGAGCUAUGAAAGCUCUUCUGAAGUCUGGGGAUACUGAAAAGAUAAUUUUCUUUGCCAAUGUUUCUCGUCAAAGAGAAAUCUAUGUUAUGGCAGCAAACUACCUGCAAUCCUUGGAUUGGCAAAACGAGCCCGCUCUGCUUAAACACAUUGUUAAUUUCUAUACCAAAGGAAAGGCUUUAGAUUUGUUGGCUAAUUUCUACACUGCUUGUGCCCAGGUUGAGGUGGAUGAGUACCAAAAUUACGAGAAGGCUUUGGGUGCAUUGGCAGAAGCAAGUCGAUGCCUUGCUAAAGCAGGAUCUGUGAAAGAAGGAAUAGUAGAAGCUGUAAAUUUAAGAUCAGCCUUAGUAAAGAAGUUUUUAGAUGUGAAAAGAAUGUUUGAAAGGGGAGAGACUGAUGUUGCUGUGAGUCAGUGCCGUCAGUUGUUGCACAAUGCCCCUGAUUUGGAAGUGGCUGUCAGAAGGGGAGAUGUCUACUGUUUGUUGGUUGCACAUGCUGCCAAACAAAGAGACUGGACGAGUGCCGCAAGCCUGAUUGAAGAGAUGAAGAGGGAGGCAGGAGACAACCUUGCUUAUUACCUUCCUGCAGAAUUGUUGGAGCUACUUGCAAGUAAUGGUGUAUCGGUUGGAUCAAAGACAACUGAGCCUAUCAUUGAAUCUCCUGAUGAUGCAGAAGAGAUCAUUGAAACGGUAGGUGAUGUAGACACUGAGUGAUAUCUACUGGAGAACCAGCCAAAGAGGUAAACUUAACAAACAUAUCCGUCCAUGUACAUGUGAUUGAGCUAUUGAUGCUUUACAGUUUGGUGGGUAAAUUGAUAAUGCGUGGAUGCUGGUUGUGCUAUGUGUUUUGGAGGCAUAAAAUGCAGUUAGCGCUUUAUCAUUUGGGAUACUUUUUGUUUUAAAUCUUUUCUGUGAUAGAAACUAACCCAGUAUUUAAUUCAGAAGUUAUGCCUCUGUGUGGCUUGAAAGUUGGGAGCCUAUGAUUUUAAUUAAAUUUCCCAGUGGGGAAUAUGUUUUUGAAUUGCAUGUGAACUUCAGAAUGAGUUAACUGUACUGUACCUCUUUGUGGUUUGUAUUGUUGGCCAGUGAUAAUAAUUUUAAUGUUUUCGGUUGCACGAUAUUUUAUGUUCUAUGUUGUAUAUUCUGCAUGUUAUGGGCUAAGUGCAUGUUGUCUGUUAGCUGGUCAACUGUGUACCAUAUUUUUUUGAUUCUUUACUUUAGCUGAGGUCAUGAAAUGGCUAAAAAAAGUAUUCUGGAUAACUUCAUUGAGAUGUAUUUUGUCACUUGAGAUCUAGGUAAUACAAAACUGAAACAUACAAAGAAAAAAACCAGCAGAGCUAUAAAAACAACUUACAAAACGAUGAUGCUGAAAUUUUUGUUUGAGCUCUUUGAAUGAGACAAAAUUUUAUCAAAUUAUCUAUCCUACAAACACAUCACAUGAAGUGAAUUUUCACAAACGCAAACACACCAUAUGACAAUCAUCAAACAUUGUUAGUCACAUGGAAAUGCAAAGUCAACAAAAAAAAUCAACAAAAAGGCACACAUUUCAACUUAGAUGCACAUCACUUAAAAAUACUAGCUUCCAUUCACUGUCCUUUUCUUGUGAUGUAUUUUAACAUGACCAUAGUGACCAUACAUUCAAGUGACCAUACAUAUCUUUGUAAGUGACAUGAUGAGGAGUCUACCAUGGGGCAACUAUCUGUUAGUCAUCUAAAUGUGGUCUUUGAGCCGUAAUAAGUUACAUAAUAUUUUUUUUCCAUAUUUUAAAAAUAUUGCUCAUGCGCACAUGCUGCCUCAUGGUAAAUUUUACCUAGUUGUCAUUUCUUUUUUCUUCCAAAAUAAGGUUUGGGCAACUUUAUCCACAAAAUAACCAGCUUUUCCUGCCUGUACUAUAGAAAUAGAUGUAUUCAAAUGCAGUUGUAUUCAAAUGCAAUUUCUUAAGUAAAAUAUAUAAUUAUGUAUCUAUAAAUUCAUUUUCUUGCUUUUAAGAGUUUGACAAGUGGGAUAUCUGCAAUAUGAUGUAUCAUCCUUUUUCUGGUCAAGUUUGGAUAAAACUUACAAUUUUACUCACCCGACAUAAGAAACCUUCUGAAUUGAAAGUGGCAACAGGAAGGGACUGUAAGGGGAAUGUCUUGCACUUAUAAUAUGUCAGUAUGUCUCUACAUUAUCACUACAACGCUGAUGGAAUUCGUACAAAACAUCUUUGAAUAUUUUAUCAAUCGCGUUCUACCCCAUCCUACUGGCUCACAUCAACUCUAUUCCGACAAGUCACUAGAGUCCUAUUUCAGAACUCUACAAGUCACAGGCUAACAUGUAACACAGAAAGCACACAGCUACACGUUAGCUCUAGUUUCUUUGUUUGUAUAUGUACAUUUAUUCAUGAAAUUGGAUUUGGUGUUUCGCAGACUGUAAAACUUUGUGCCUUUGCACAACUAAUUUUUUCAAACGGAACUUAUGAAUAAUGUAUUAGUUAUUUAAAGUACAUAAUAAAGGGCCAUUCUCAUCAUUUCUCAGAGUUCCCUUCUCAAACCCAUAGUGAAUUAUUUCAGAGAUGACUCCUUCACUUGUGCAAGUAAACAACCAACAAGGCCACAUUUUGUAUCUAUUUUUAAAAAUUGGGCAUGCAAAAAAAAAAAAAAAA